Molecule: messenger RNA, 1734 nt
Organism: Microdochium trichocladiopsis
Lineage: Eukaryota; Fungi; Ascomycota; Sordariomycetes; Xylariales; Microdochiaceae
Product: cyclophilin-like domain-containing protein
Exons: 1
Coding region: 1-1734 (577 amino acids)
Biological process (GO): protein folding; protein peptidyl-prolyl isomerization
Cellular component (GO): catalytic step 2 spliceosome
Molecular function (GO): peptidyl-prolyl cis-trans isomerase activity
Source: RefSeq, a predicted model, not a curated record
AUGUCGUCAAUCUACAACCUCGAGCCGCAGCCCACAGCCUCGGUGAUCCUCAAGACCACGCUCGGCGACUUGUCCGUCGAGCUCUUCGCGAAGCAGACGCCCCUCACGUCGAGAAACUUCCUCCAGCUCUGCCUGGACGGAUACUACAACGACACAAUCUUCCACCGCCUGGUCCCCGGCUUCAUAAUCCAGGGCGGCGACCCGACGGGCACGGGGAACGGCGGCGAGUGCAUCUACGAUGGCGGCGCAUACUCUGGGGACCUGGACCCGUGGCCGAUGGACCAGCGCCGCGGCGCGAACGCGGGCACGGAGGGGAUCGGGUUCCGGGACGAGUUCCACUCGCGACUCAAGUUCAACCGGCGCGGCCUGCUGGGCAUGGCGAACGAGGGCAAGCCGGACACGAACGGGAGCCAGUUCUUCUUCACGCUGGAGAAGGCCGAGGAGCUGAACAACCGCAACACCGUGUUUGGCAGGAUCGUGGGCGACACGAUAUACAACCUCGCCCGGAUGGGGGAGGCCGAGGUUGCCGAGGGCACGGAGCGGCCGCUGUACCCGAUCAAGAUCACCGGCGUGGAGAUCCUGGUGAACCCGUUCGAGGACAUGAAGCAGUCGGACCGCGCCGUGCGGAAUGCCGAGACGACCACGAGGACGCAGCCCGCUCAGCAGCAGCAGAAGAAGGGCAAGAAGGCGAAAGCGGCGGGGAAGAAAUUGUUGAGCUUUGGCGAUGACGAAGCGGACGGCGAGGAGAUGCCCGUGUUCAAGAAGACCAAGUUUGAUUCACGAGUGGUCGCGCCGCCGACGGCAGACGAGCAGGAGAAGGGUGAGCCACGCGCGUCGAAACCCAAGAAGAAGCAGACGAGCAGCAGCAGGGACGCCGAAUCUAAAGAACUUGAGCGGACACGGUCACCCCAGCGGCCGUCAGCCGGCGCGGACGAGCAAAGGACGACGGUGAAGAGGGCUGCUACAGAAUCAAGACCAAAGCCGUCGAGACCAACAUACGACGAAGAAGAGUCAAUAUCUCCGGAACCAGAAGAGAAGAAGAAGUCCGCUCUGGACACGGUCAAUGAGGAGAUUGCAGCGCUCAAGGCCUCGAUGAAGCGCGGCACGCAUACGGACACGAUCAAGGAGACAAAGAAGACACCCUUGGAAAAAAUGAUACCCGAGACCUCGACGCGGGGGAGGAAACGAAGGAGGGGAGGCGAAGGCACAAUGACAGAUGCCGACCUGGCCAUGUUUGAGGCAUUUCGUUCACGCCUAGGGCAGGCUCAUGUCUCUGCAGGAGAUGGCGGAUCAAGCACGGCAAACUCAGCACAUCCAGGGACCGAAGGCACCUCGGAACGAAAUGAGGAUGGCACGAAUGGCAAAGAUAGGGCUGGCGUCGACGAUGAGGAAGCCGAGCUCUGCGAUUUGCACUUUAUCGCGAAUUGCCAGAGCUGCAAAUCGUGGGACAAGGAAGGUGCCGGGGCCAGCGACGAUGACGACGACAACGAUCCAGGCUGGAUGUCGCACAGACUCACCUUUGCCGCGGACAAGCUGGGUAAGGACCUGACGUACCGCAAGAAGGCCGAGGAGGAGCUUGUCGUGAUCGACCCUCGCGAAAAGGCCCGGACGCUCAAGGAGGAGAAGAGAGCUAAGAGGAGCGCGCAGUCUGGCGAGUCUAGCCGCGAGUGGGACCAGGCGCGCAAUGCGAAACUGGCGAGGCAAAGCGCUCUCGCUGGUAGAGGUGCGAGAUAA